Molecule: messenger RNA, 417 nt
Organism: Cooperia oncophora
Lineage: Eukaryota; Metazoa; Nematoda; Chromadorea; Rhabditida; Trichostrongylidae
Source: the annotation of a GenBank genome assembly
AUGUCAUCGAUGGUGAAGACAGGCGACAGUAACAUCUGGUCUCCGCGUAUGAUGCCAUUCUGGUGUUCCCAUAACGCCGUCGCAGCAGCCGCAGCCGCUGAUUUCACUGCUGGUGGUGAUAAGCAGAGCAUGCUGCAUCAGACAACGUUUGACGCACUUCCUGCGCAGAGUUUUUAUCCGUCACGGUGGCCUGCUCCUCCAACCGCCACGGACACGUAUCCCGAACAACCACGAUGGCCCACCGACCAUGUCUAUCCGAUGUUUCCGUUUGUACAGACGGAGGCCUAUCCAUCAGAUCCCUUUCCGUCGACGUCGAUGGCCGGACCGAUGGACUACAAAGUAAACGCCUUCUAUCCGAAUACGAUCCUUGGCUCCGGCUAUCCAGCCGACUAUAAUCAGGUACGUUACCAUUCUUGA